Messenger RNA from Betta splendens (Siamese fighting fish), 2271 nucleotides. It is a transcript of the gene alg6, whose product is annotated as ALG6 alpha-1,3-glucosyltransferase. Gene Ontology annotation, molecular function: dolichyl pyrophosphate Man9GlcNAc2 alpha-1,3-glucosyltransferase activity. Bases 134 to 1651 code for a protein of 505 amino acids. Gene Ontology annotation, cellular component: endoplasmic reticulum membrane. Lineage: Eukaryota; Metazoa; Chordata; Actinopteri; Anabantiformes; Osphronemidae. The record is from RefSeq and is a predicted model, not a curated record. Gene Ontology annotation, biological process: protein N-linked glycosylation. The transcript is spliced from 14 exons.
GGCGAAACGGAGCCUCUAGGGAUGACGUGUACCGGAACAACGUAAACCUGUCUUGAAUGGAUUGAAUUUGAAGAAUCGUUUCUUUCUUUGUUACCCAAGUUUUACGCUAAACGCUAAUUUUAACGGCCAGAUUAUGCAAACCUGGAGUCUCGUUUCUAUCUGUGUUCUGCUGGGCGUUGUUAUAAGAUGGGGCGUUUCGUUUAAUUCGUAUUCAGGGGCGGGGAAACCACCCAUGUUUGGCGACUAUGAAGCUCAAAGACACUGGCAGGAGGUGACCUACAACCUCCCUCUGCAGGAAUGGUACUUCAACACCACUGACAAUGAACUGAACUACUGGGGUCUUGACUAUCCCCCUCUGACUGCGUAUCACAGCUGGAUCUGUGCUUACAUAGCAAAGAGAAUAAAUUCUGAAUGGGUGGAGCUCCACAAAUCCAGAGGUUAUGAAAGUCCAGCACACAAGUUGUUCAUGAGAGCUACAGUCCUUAUUGCAGAUGUGUUGAUAUAUAUCCCUGCUGUGGUUUUGUAUUGUUUAUAUCUGACUGAUGGAUCCUCUAAGAAAAAGGUUUCCACUAUGUUUUGCUUCCUGCUGUACCCAGGACUGAUUCUCAUUGACUAUGGCCAUUUCCAGUACAAUGGAGUGAGCUUGGGCUUUUCCCUGUGGGGAGUUGUGGCUUUGGGUCUGGGCUGGGAUGCUCUGGGCUCAAUGGCCUUCUGCCUGGCUCUCAACUACAAACAAAUGGAGCUGUACCAUGCUCUGCCGUUUUUCUGCUAUCUGCUGGGGAAGUGCAUCAAACUGGGAUUGAUAGGGAGAGGGUUUGUUCUGUUGGCGAGAAUUGCUGUAACAGUGUUGGUGACUUUUGCCCUCUGUUGGUUGCCCUUCCUGUCUGACCCUGACCGGGCCUUGCAGGUGGUUAGAAGGAUCUUUCCCGUGGCUCGUGGCUUGUUUGAGGAUAAGGUGGCCAACGCAUGGUGCAGCUUGAACACUGUGAUAAAGAUCAGAUCCAUUCUGUCCAGUGACUCGCAGCUCUACCUCAGUUUGGCCUGCACCCUUCUUGCAGUCCUACCCUCCUCUGUCAGACUUCUGACAAAGCCGACCUUCUGGCAGUUUAAAUUGGCCUUGGCUAAUUCGUCUUUGGCAUUUUUUCUCUUCUCCUAUCAAGUCCAUGAGAAAUCUAUCCUCUUGGCUGCCUUACCAGUGUGCCUCCUGCUGAGCGACCUUCCCCUCAUGGGUAUUUGGUUCCUGCAGGCCUCGACAUUCAGCAUGCUGCCCCUGUUUCUAAAGGACGGUCUACUGGUGCCCUACUUUGUGACCUCGCUGGCCUUCCUCUACUUCAGCAUCUAUCUACUGUCAGCGCUCGAGCACUCUUCAGAGGAAGAGCUGAGACUGAGGCCCUACCGCAGGGUGUUUUUCUGCCUACCCAAAGUGGACCUGGCCUGUGUAGUAAGAUGGAAGUUCUAUGUCAGCAUUGCGUCCAUGGCUGGUCUCAGCAUCGCUAGUGUCCUUCUGGUCCCUCCACCUCAUCUGCCUGACUUGUUUCCUGUGCUGGUGUCUACUACUGCUUUCCUGCACUUCUCUGGAGCAUUUGUGUAUUUCAACGUUGUCCAGUUCAGUGGGCCACCAAGCAAAAGGAGCCAGAAGAAGAACAACUAAGUGCCAAAGUUGGGGCUUGAGAGGUUUAGAUUCCAAAAGGUUGUGUUACAUGGCCUUGUGCUUGUAAUGUGCAAGAAGAAUUUUACUUGUGCCAUCAUGUAACAUACAUAAAGCACACAAUUAUCAAGGCAUCUUGUUUGAGAAAGCUACAAAAUGCCAAUUGAGAAAGAACUUUCUAGUUUGGACCAACUGAAAACACAAUCUCCUCGUCUCAGUGCUCAAGCUCUAACUUUUCGCUUGGACGACUCUUUUCGUUGUCCUGUCCUUUUGGAUGACUGGAUUGUAAGGAUUAUGUGGCAACAUCAGAAUUAACAAGCUGUGCGCAGCCUACACAUCUGAAUUCUAAAUGAGGGGUCCACAGUAACAGGAACACUUGUGGCCGUAAAUGUUCAUUCAUUUAAAGCCAGGUUGGGGAUGAUGAUGCGUUUCAUCACAUGUUUAGCGUCAUGUUACUUUUUUCCACCAACACUUCACAUUGUGACUUGACUAAUGGUGAUGUACUCAGGUAUGCUUUUGAGUUUUCUUUACAGUUUUCUACUGUAUUUUUAUGCAUUGAAGUUAUUUUGUACAAACUUUGUUUUUGGGAAUAUAAAUAAAUUUUUUCAGGAAUCCAAAGUGAA